AUGCCCGCAACUCCUAGCGGUCACUCGCCAAAUCCCUUGCCGUCAAUUUCGUCGACCACAAACUGCCAGGACGGCAGCUCAUCGACGCUUUGUGAAUAUAAUUUUCUAAAACGAAAAUUUGACGGUGAGUGUGACUUAAGUGACUGCAGCGCCAAUGUCGGUGUCUCGGAAAGCAGCAACGCUGAUUAUCGGAACUCCACCGCGCGCACAACGCCGGCCUGGAAGAAGCGUCACCUACAAGAAACCACCAGUGAUACAACCGAUCUAAAUGCCUGUUACAAUAAUGACGCCACCAACCACUACAACAUUUACAGUGCUACACACACCGAGACACAAAUGCUAAUUGAUGCCAUACAAACCGAUGAAAAUGUACAGAAUGAGAUAUGUGUCAGCACAAGUGCCAGCAAUUCCACCAACAACAGCUGUACUACAAAUAACAACAACAAUAUGAAUGAUAAAGCUAACAAUAAUAAUAAUAAUAGUAACAACAACAGCAAUAUGACAUUUAACCUUAUAAGCGGCAGCAGUUCCUUCAUCAACGAUCUCUUCGCCUACGAUGCCAAUCUGAUUGUGCCAGUUACCGCUAGUCUGGUGAGCCAGCCCACCAAUGGCAGCGCUGAUUCCACAUUGCCGGCCUUUGUAACACCAUCUAACGUCUGUGUAAAUACCAACUAUGAUGAUGGCAGCAAUUGGCAAGCCACCGAUCUGCUAGAGCUCGAUCAUCGUUAUAAUUCUGGUUUGCAAACCGAAAUCGCACACCUACAUCCGACAGUCGCCUUGAAGGCGGCAGAGGAGAGCACACUCAGCGUUGUACAGCAAAGGCAAAAGCACCCACAUCCACUACAGCAACAACAGCAAACAGAGGCAUCCAAUCAAUCACAGUUUCUAAUUCCUGAGAAACAAGUGUCAAGUCCAAACGGCAAUACGGGUCUUAGCAGAUAUCGUACGUUAUCAGCAGGUGGUCAAUUCUUCCAAACGCAACCUAGUCAACAAUCUACGCUUGCACAAUCAAAUGAACUGACAGAUACAGAGGCUGACUUUGAAGACCGAAAUCUCUCUUGGUAUUCCACAAAACGUUAG
Messenger RNA from Bactrocera latifrons, 1080 nucleotides. Its product is annotated as putative mediator of RNA polymerase II transcription subunit 29. The record is from RefSeq and is a predicted model, not a curated record. The transcript has 2 exons. Bases 1 to 1080 code for a protein of 359 amino acids. NCBI's taxonomy places the organism in Eukaryota, Metazoa, Arthropoda, Insecta, Diptera, Tephritidae.